UCCUAGAGAAUCCAGGAUGUGGACUUGAAACUCUGAGAUUGAUGGACUGUGGUUUGUCAAAGAUCAGCUGUGAUUAUCUGGCAGCAGCACUGAAGUCCAACCCCUCCCACCUGAGAGAGCUGCACCUGACCUUCAACGAGAAGCUGCGGGAUUCAGGAGUGAAGCGUCUGUGUGGUUUUCUGGAGAGUCCAGGAUGUGGACUUGAAACUCUGGGUUUGGACGGCUGUGGUUUGUCAAAGGUCAGCUGUGAUUAUCUGGCAGCAGCGCUGAAGUCCAACCCCUCCCAUCUGAGAGCGCUGGACCUGCAAUCAAACAAGCUGAAGAAUCCAAAUGUGAAGCAGCUGUCUGAUCUUCAGCAGAGUCCAGACUACAGACUGGAUUGGCUGGCGUGGAGCUGAUGAUGUUAAACAGGACGGUGUGUGUGCUGAGAGAGGAGGAGCUGUGUCCUGAUGAUCCAGAGAGGUUGAAGCAGCAGCAGCUUGUGUGUAGAGACGCUCUGACUGGGCCAUGUUACUGGGAGGUGGAAUGGAGAGCAGAGCUUC
Molecule: messenger RNA, 542 nt
Organism: Oreochromis niloticus (Nile tilapia)
Lineage: Eukaryota; Metazoa; Chordata; Actinopteri; Cichliformes; Cichlidae
Product: ribonuclease inhibitor-like
Exons: 4
Coding region: 42-398 (118 amino acids)
Molecular function (GO): protein binding
Source: RefSeq, a predicted model, not a curated record